AUGAGGAAAAUCACUAAAUCAACAAUUAUAGGCAUCAAAAGGAAACCAAGUGAUGAAAAUAAAGAAAAUGAAUUGGGCAACUCAUCAUCAAGGAAUAAUUCUGCUCAAGGAAAACAACAGCCUCCGGCAAGAAAUCCUUCCCGCAUUCCUCUAGGAGGGUGUUUGUCGCAAAACAUCACACCCUUGAGUAACAUGACUAACGCAAAUCAUUUCGGUUGCUCAUCUUUUACGAAUAAUGCUGCUCAAGAUCAAGACCAACGGACGACAGCUACUCCUUACACUAAUCCCCAGCGAGGAUGUUUGUCUGAAAAUAUCACACCAUUGAGUAACAUCACUACCGUACGGCAGUGCAAUACACAAAUAGGUCCAAGCAAUUGCCAGAAAUUUUUUAUUGUAGAUAAACAAAAUCCGGGUUCGACGAUAACACAAGAUGAAUUGGCAAUUCGUAAACCAUUAGAUAAAUAUGCAAUUGUCGAAGACCAUGUAACAACCAGAGACUUGCUACCUGCCUUUGAAGAUGAAAGUAACAAUACAAUGAGCGAUGUCCCAAAUCAGAACAUAGAUGAUGCAAAUAUAUCGGGUAACGCUGUUAGGCAGACCUCGGAAAUUGGGACAUCCUCUGGUCCACAACAUGGUCAAUACUGCGAUUUUGGUGAUGCAACGAAUCAGUGCGUCCAUUGUGGGGCUCUGUUUUGGUUUGAAGAAAGGAAGAAGAAUUUGUCAACAAAAGCAUCGCCACUGUUUAUGUUGUGUUGCAACAAUGGGAAGAUCAAAUUGCCGGAUAAUAAGUUGCCACCAAAAGAACAAGGCAAAGAACCUCAUUUUGCCCAGUUAUACAUAUACGACACGGCAAAUGAAAGGAACAACCGUAUAAAUGCUGUGAGGGGUAGUGGUGACCAAGAUGACAUUCAUGUAGAAAUAGUGAAUGUCAUUCAGAAAGACCUGGAUGAAAAUAAUGUCUUGGUUAAGUCUUUUCGCAUGGCUAUGUCUGAGUUGGAUAUUAAUCCAUGCGCCGAAGUAAAAAUAAAGUUGUUGGGAAAACGAACUAGAGAUGCGAGGACAUAUAAUCUGCCUCAAGUUUCUGAAGUAGCAGCUUUAAUUGUUGGAGAUCUGGAUACAAGUAUUGGAGAGCGUGAUAUUAUUGUUCAAUCGAAGGGUGGCCACCUACAGAGGAUUACUGAAUUAAAUCCUUCAUACUUACCACUGCAAUACCCUAUUUUGUUUCCAUAUGGCGAAGAUGGUUAUCGGGAGGACAUUGCAUUCGCCGACGUAGUAGGCAGGCGCUCUUCUGGUGGUAGACAGAGGAUUAGCCCCAGGGAGUUUUUUUGCUACCGCAUACAAUCUAGACAGUCAGCUCCGAGUACCAUAUUAUUUGCCAAACGGUUGUUCCAACAGUUCGUUGUAGAUGGCUACACAAUGGUUGAGUCUGGAAGACUAAUUUAUAUAAGGACACACCAAAAAAGCCUAAGGUGUGAGAGUUAUAGUGGAUUGACUGAUGCUUUGACGAGGGGUGAAAUAAGUCCUGCAGCCCAAGGUCGUAGAAUAAUACUACCUUCGAGUUUUACGGGUGGUGCUAGAUACAUGAUACAAAACUACCAAGAUGCAAUGGCAAUAUGUAGAUGGAUUGGAUACCCAGAUUUAUUUAUAACUUUUACAUGCAAUCCGAAGUGGCCUGAGGUGCAACGCUUUUUAAAAGAUCAAAGGUUGAAGCCAGAAGACCGGCCGGACAUAAUUUGCCGCUUAUUCAAGAUUAAGUUGGAUGCUUUGAUAGCUGACUGUCGAAAGAAUCAACUAUUUGGCCCUGUGGCUGGAGUCAUAUAUACAAUUGAGUUUCAAAAGCGAGGUCUUCCGCAUGCUCAUAUAUUACUUUUUCUGGAGAAAAGUAAAGAAGUUAGGCAAGUUCUCACUCUAGACAACAUAAUUUCCGCAGAGAUUCCGGAUGAAAAGAAAGAUGCUGAGUAUUACCAAGCGGUAGAGGAAUUUAUGAUGCAUGGUCCAUGUGGAAAAGCGAGGACAAAUUCUCCAUGCAUGGUAAAUGCGCGAUGCUCUAAACAUUUUCCUAAGAGAUUUGUUGAUAGUUCUACGUUUGAUGACGAUGGUUACCCGGUAUAUAGAAGGAGAGACAAUGGCAGUGUAGUUACAAAGAACGGUAUCGCCUUGGACAACAGGUAUGUGGUACCGCACAAUAGAUAUUUAUUGCUCAAGUACAAGGCUCAUAUAAAUGUCGAGUGGUGCAACCAAUCAAGGUCAAUCAAGUACCUGUUCAAGUAUGUUAACAAGGGUCAUGAUCGAGUAACAGCCGAAUUUUACAAAACAGGCAAUGAUGACGAGAAUGGCAAAGCAGUAGAUGAGAUAAAUAUGUACUAUGACUGUAGUACAUAUCCCCGUGUGAAGCGGUCUGGCGUCUAUGAUGAUGCGGUUGAGAACAUUGUGAAUAGACCUACGAUAGCACAGAGCAUGUUUUUAGAAUGGUUUGAAGCUAAUAAAACAUACCCCGGUGCCAGAGAGCUUACUUAUGUUGAGAUGCCAACAAGAUUCGUUUGGAAGAAAGACCUUAGAAAAUGGCAGCCACGAAAGAAAGGGUUCUCCAUAGGACGUAUAUUCUAUGUCCCGCCAGCUACUGGAAAUCUUCUAUUUGAGGUGUUUGCUCAACAAAGUUUAGUUGAUGAUGACAACGAAUAUGUUGAUGCAAUAGAUGAAGCCAGUCAUUGGGCGUCAGCGGAACAAUUGAGGAGAUUGUUUGUGACAUUACUAAUGAGCAGUUGCAUGGGGAAACCGGAAAUAGUUUGGCACGCCGUUUGGCAACAUCUAUCAGACGAUGCCCAAUUCAAUAUCCGUACACAACUGCAGAACAGAGAGUUUGUGUUGACCGAUUCGCAGAAAAUGAACUUUGCUUUAGUUCAGAUUGAAAAGCUAUUAUCUAAUCAUGGUAAGAGUUUGAAGGACUAUCCUGAGAUGCCAACGGCCAAUUUUGGUGCGUUAAACAUUAUUGCAAAUAGGUUGAUUCAAGAAGAAUUAUCAUACGAUCGUGGAGAACAAGAGAAAGAGAAUCAAGAAUUGGUAAGGCAGUUAACAGACGAACAAAGGGCAAUAUACAAUGAAGUGUUAACUGACGUCGAUUGCCAGCAAGGUGGGUUAUUCUUCGUAUCUGGUUAUGGAGGGACAGGUAAGACUUUCUUGUGGCGAGCACUUUCUUCCGCAUUAAGGUCUAAGAGUCAAAUAGUUUUAAAUGUUGCUUCUAGCGGCAUAGCUUCGCUGUUAUUACCUGGUGGUCGUACGGCGCAUUCCAGAUUUGCUAUACCGAUAUCUGUUAAUGAAGAUUCCACGUGCAACAUAAGGAACGGCAGUGAACUGGCGGAACUUCUUGUGCAAACAAAGCUGAUAAUAUGGGACGAAGCCCCAAUGAUGCAUAAAUUCUGCUUUGAAGCUUUGGAUCGAACUAUGCGGGAUUUGAUGCGCUUCGUAAAUCCAAGGAGUUCUGAUAUGACAUUCGGUGGCAAAACAGUUGUUUUGGGUGGCGAUUUCAGGCAAAUUUUACCAGUCAUUCCCAAGGGUACUAGACCGGAUAUAGUUCGUGCGAGCAUUAGCUCAUCCUAUCUAUGGCAAUCCUGUAAAGUCUUGAGGCUGACUAAGAAUCUACGCUUGAAAAGUGUUCAAUCAGAAUCCGAGUGCAAGGAGAUCGAGGAAUUUGCUAAAUGGAUAGCUAAUAUAGGUGACGGAAUGAUUGGGUGUCAACUGGAUGGGGAGUCAGAGAUUACUAUUCCAGAAGAUUUGUUGUUAAAGUGCGAAGAUGACCCUAUUGCUACAAUUGUUGAUAGCACUUUCCCCAAUUUCCGACUGGGACUUGCCGAUUUGUCAUAUCUUAAUCAUAGUGCAAUUUUAGCUCCAACAUUGGAUGUGGUAGAUGCCGUUAACCAAUACAUGAAUGACCAUAAUCCCGCUGAGAGUAAGACAUACCUGAGUUGUGAUUCUGUGUGUAAGUCAGAUGCCAAUGUGGACAUGUUAGCGGAUUUGCACACUCCGGAAUUCUUGAAUGCAUUGAGAUGUUCUGGAGUCCCAAAUCAUGCGUUGACAUUGAAAGUUGGAUCACCUGUUAUGCUGUUGCGAAAUAUUGAUCACACAUUAGGAUUAUGCAACGGUACAAGGUUGAUUGUUACAAGGUUGGCUGACCAUGUGUUGGAAGGCCAAAUCAUGUGCGGUACAAAUGCAGGAACCAGA
Ipomoea nil (Japanese morning glory) is the source of this 4218-nucleotide messenger RNA. RefSeq lists its product as uncharacterized. The annotation marks the transcript as partial. The record is from RefSeq and is a predicted model, not a curated record. Gene Ontology annotation, biological process: DNA repair; telomere maintenance. The transcript is spliced from 12 exons. Gene Ontology annotation, molecular function: DNA helicase activity. NCBI's taxonomy places the organism in Eukaryota, Viridiplantae, Streptophyta, Magnoliopsida, Solanales, Convolvulaceae.